Messenger RNA from Tetrapisispora phaffii CBS 4417, 1077 nucleotides. RefSeq lists its product as uncharacterized. The transcript has a single exon. Lineage: Eukaryota; Fungi; Ascomycota; Saccharomycetes; Saccharomycetales; Saccharomycetaceae. The coding region runs from base 1 to 1077 and encodes 358 amino acids. The record is from RefSeq and is a predicted model, not a curated record.
AUGACACAAUGGUUUCAACUUCAACAAGAUCAUGGAGUCGAUGAUGGAGCUCUUGUUUCACAACAUUUAAGGUUCAGUCUGGCUGAUACUUGUUGUUUCAAUAUUGCCAAAUAUAUUUCCUCUCAAAAUCUAAAUCCACAUCAUGUACAUGAUCUAAUUGGACAUGUUAAGUUUAAUUCAGAAUACAUUUCAAAGAUAUGGGAUUUGAUCGUUUUGCUCAAGGGAGAUAACCUAGAGACUUAUUUGAUCUUUAAGAGUUAUCUUAGUUUUAAACCAAGUGGUGACGAUGGCAGUAGUUACAGAUAUGAAUCGUUGAUCAUAGAUCCUAAUAAAACACAAUUAGACAUUAAACCUACUGUAAGUUACCUUAAUAGUUUCCCCAGUUUGUUUAAUUUUGAUGGUAGAUUCAUUACCGUGCUGGAUUUAGAGCUGGAUUACGAAAAUUUGAUUGUUUUAACUAACAUCAACAGUUUGGUUUCGUUGGCUGUCAAAAUAAUACCUAGAGAUGAAAUUACCCAUAACAUAGAGGAUAUAGCAAGACUUUGGAAAUCAUCUUUGCAAUUAUCUAGAGGGAAAUGGAAGAGUUUGACAACUUUAUCACUUCCGCAAUUGAAGAAUCCUAAAAUAUUUUAUGAUCUGUUUGAAACUAUAGACUCACUAAGAGCUUUGGAGACAGGCAUCAAUCCAAAUACUAUAGCUCAGAUACCUUUAAUUUCAUCUAAAAUAAAGUACUUUGAUGACUCUUCAUUAACGAAUAAGUCGAUAUAUGAAAAGUAUCUGAUAAUUAGAGAAAAAUGUAGUGCUUCAAUUGAUCAAUACAACUCUGUGUUUGAUAUUAAAAUACAGUUAUCACCGAUAGUUCAACCACCUCUAAGAAAAUAUCAAUUUAUCUCUAGAACUACAAAUAAGCAUUACUUGACUUUACAACAAAGUUUCAUUUAUAUUCGUUAUAGGAACUCUGACAGCAAUAAACGGACGAUGGAACCAGGCCAACCUGGUUUAACUAAGAAUAGAAGAAUGAACAAUAUAAAAGGUAAAAAUAUAUCAGUGUCUAAUUUUUUUGGCUAUAAGAUGUAA